AGAGAGAGAGAGAGAGAGAGAGAGAGAGAGAGGAGACUCCUUAGAGUUUGGUUUAGACUUUUUACAAAACACUUGUAGGAAUUAAACUACAAAGAGAAGAACAACAGAGUCAAAGAGCCCAAACUGGGAUUGUUUCUCAAACAUGAAAUAUUUCUCUUGGAUUUGUUUUCUCCCAUUCCUGUCAUACUUUUCAUUUAGGACGGCAGAUUGCAGUAACAGACAAAGAAGACAAAUCCCAGCUCGGGGUUUAGCAGGUGUGUGUCGCUAUGGCAGCCGACUGGAGUGUUGCUACGGCUGGAAGAAAAACAGUAAAGGUCAUUGUGAAGCUCAGUGCGACUUGGGAUGCAAACACGGCGAGUGUGUCGGCCCUAACAAAUGCAAGUGUUUUCCUGGAUACACCGGAAAGACGUGCAGUCAAGAUCUGAAUGAGUGCGGUCUGAAGCCUCGACCCUGUGAACAUCGCUGCAUGAACACGUUUGGCAGCUAUAUGUGCUACUGUUUGAACGGAUACAUGCUAAUGCCUGACGGGUCCUGUGCAAACUCGAGGACGUGUUCUUUGGCUCAUUGUCAGUACGGCUGUGAGGAGGUCGAAGGAGAAAUUUGUUGUCUCUGUCCUUCUGCUGGUCUUCAGUUGGGACCUGAUAGGAAGACCUGUGUCGACAUUGAUGAAUGUGCAACUGGCAAAAACCAGUGUCCGUUCAAUCGGCAGUGUAUCAACACGUUUGGAAGCUACUACUGCAAAUGCCAGGGCGGUCACGAUCUCAAAUAUAUAAAUGGCAAAUACGACUGUGUUGAUAUAAAUGAGUGUGCUGCCAGCAUACAUAAGUGUUCUCAUCACGCUGAGUGCAUUAACACACACGGAUCCUACAAGUGUAAAUGCAAACAGGGUUUCCGUGGCAACGGAUUCGACUGUUCAGCGAUUCCUGAUGCCCCCAACAAAAUCCGUAUACUGGGGGGCAAAUUUGACAACACCAUCCCAGAGCCUGUGGUGACCGAGUCUCCACGACAUCACAUGCAACCCUUCGACUAUGAUGGCGAGGUCUACAUCGGCCCUUCUGAUGAAACUCCAUUGUUUCCUGAGGGAAAGAAGUUUUACAAUGAGGAAGAUGAGGAGGAAGAGGGAGAAGACACAGGAAAUCAGCUGGAAGGCGAGGAGCUGAACGCCAGAGGAGAUGUUUUCUUUCCAGACGACUUUGUGCCUGUUUAUGGUUCCGACACAGAGCCGAAAGAGAGUCAAGCGGCGCCACUGAGGGAAAGGUUCCUGACAGAUUGUAAUUUUGAUCACGGUGCGUGUGAGUGGGUUCAGGAUAACGAUGAUGAUUUGGACUGGACCAUCAAGUAUCAUAAAAAUGGAAGAGAAUACUUCCUGGCUCUGCACGGACUUAUUGGCAGCAGGAAGGAGCAGGCGAGGAUGAAGCUGCUUCUGGAUGAUUACAUGCGUCAGAGCGUCUUCUGUCUUAAAUUCGAUUACCGUAUCCUGGGACAGAACAUGGGCAUCUUACGAGUGACGUGGGACAGCAGCGCCUUUGCCAUUUGGGAGAGAAGACAGAGUCACAACCAGGAAUGGCAAACAGAAAAUAUCACAAUUACCUGGACGGGAACAGCUCCAGAAGCGCUCAUCUUUGAGGCCGAGCGGGGGAAGUCAGUCACUGGAGAAAUUGGGCUGGAUCAUGUAGUUCUCUUCUCAGGGCCCUGUUCAGAAGAUAAAGUAUUUUAAGGGCACUUCAAUGGACAUACUUUUGUGUUUGUGUAUGUGCGUCCUGUUAAAUCAUCUUGACAGCAACAAAAAAGACAGAUCUUGCUGCUGCUCUUAUAAUAAUAAGCAUAUAUGCAUAUGAAAACAAUGAGGACACAUUCAUGAAAGUCUUAUUAAUAUUAUGAUCUUAAGUUUCCUGAAAGGUUUGUUGGUAGUUUCUAUUCACUGUUUGUAUAAUUAUAUAAACAUUUUAACAUUAUAACAGCUGUAAAUUUUGCUUUAAUGUUGCCUUGCAUUAAAAUGUUUUUAAG
Xyrauchen texanus (razorback sucker) is the source of this 2007-nucleotide messenger RNA. RefSeq names its product epidermal growth factor-like protein 6. The transcript is spliced from 12 exons. Gene Ontology annotation, cellular component: membrane. NCBI's taxonomy places the organism in Eukaryota, Metazoa, Chordata, Actinopteri, Cypriniformes, Catostomidae. The record is from RefSeq and is a predicted model, not a curated record. Gene Ontology annotation, molecular function: calcium ion binding. Bases 143 to 1717 code for a protein of 524 amino acids.